Colletotrichum destructivum is the source of this 1403-nucleotide messenger RNA. Its product is annotated as Putative prohibitin, Band 7 domain, Band 7/SPFH domain superfamily. NCBI's taxonomy places the organism in Eukaryota, Fungi, Ascomycota, Sordariomycetes, Glomerellales, Glomerellaceae. Gene Ontology annotation, biological process: mitochondrion organization. The coding region runs from base 216 to 1151 and encodes 311 amino acids. Gene Ontology annotation, cellular component: membrane; mitochondrion. The record is from RefSeq and is a predicted model, not a curated record. The transcript is spliced from 3 exons.
UUUUCCAUGCCGAGAGCACCGGCCAAUAAUCAAUUUUCGAGCUCCGUCAGACAACCGUGACGUUGAAGACUGACAAAGCUCCGCUCCACCCAUCAUCAGCUUCAUCCAAAGCUGCAGCACCCACGCCCGCUCGACCAAAGACAAUACGAUCGACAUCCCCGAUUCCUUGCGCUGCGCAUUUAUCUCGACAGACGAACAAUUUACAGGCCUACAUCAUGUCUGGAGGAAGAAGCCCCAUGGAGGAGGCUUACGCGCGCCUUAGGCAGGUUGCUGAGCAGCAGCAGAAGCGCGGCGGCUUCGGUGGCGGCGGAUUGCCCGGUGGCCCUCGCGGCGCCGGUAUGGGACUGGCGGGUCUUGUUCUUCUGGGAGGUGCUGCGUUUGUGGCCCAGAAUGCGCUGUUCAACGUCGAUGGCGGUCACAGAGCGAUCAAGUACCGGAGGACGACUGGUGUGAGCAAAGAGAUCUACGCCGAAGGAACUCACUUCGUCAUUCCUUGGUUUGAGACUCCCGUCACCUACGAUGUUCGCGCGAAGCCGAGAAACGUUGCCUCCCUUACGGGAACCAAGGACUUGCAGAUGGUCAAUAUCACCUGCCGUGUUCUUUCCAGACCCGAUAUCGCGGCUCUGCCUCAGAUCUACCGCACAUUGGGUACCGACUACGACGAGAGAGUGCUUCCAUCCAUCGUCAACGAGGUCCUCAAGAGCGUCGUCGCUCAGUUCAACGCUUCCCAGCUGAUCACCCAGCGAGAGAUGGUUGCUAAGCUGGUCCGCGAGAACCUUUCUCGACGUGCCGCGCGGUUCAACAUUCUUCUGGAUGACGUGUCCCUGACGCACCUUGCAUUCUCUCCCGAGUUCACGGCCGCCGUCGAGGCGAAACAGGUCGCUCAGCAGGAGGCUCAGCGCGCAGCCUUCGUCGUUGACAAGGCUCGACAAGAGAAGCAGGCCAUGGUUGUCAAGGCCCAGGGUGAGGCCCGCUCCGCCGAGCUGAUUGGAGAUGCUAUCAAGAAGAGCAAGGCCUACGUUGAGUUGAAGAAGAUCGAGAACGCCCGUUUCAUCGCUCAACAGAUGCAGGAGUCUGGUAGCAAGAACAGACUGCUGCUCGACUCCGAGGGCCUGGGCUUGAACGUGUUUGAGGAUCGCGAGAAGAACUGAAGCGGUUUCUUGUGAGCGAUAAAAAUCUCCCCUGUAUUCCUACAGUCUUUGAAGGACCUGUACAAUAAUGAAAACGCCUGAAAGCUUUGGACACAAACCCUUCCUUCGCAUAUGCAGAAGGAAAGGGCUGAUGUAUAUUGAAUCCGUGUAAUACAAACAACCUGCUCAGCUAUUUAUCGUAAUCUCCAGAUGGGUGAAUACAUACCUCACUUGCCGAAUCCUAAUUUAUAUGAACUUCAAGGUCUCAUCGUC